Messenger RNA from Gallus gallus (chicken), 2359 nucleotides. RefSeq lists its product as uncharacterized. Lineage: Eukaryota; Metazoa; Chordata; Aves; Galliformes; Phasianidae. The transcript has a single exon. The record is from RefSeq and is a predicted model, not a curated record. Bases 1 to 804 code for a protein of 267 amino acids.
AUGUUGCCCCCCUCACACCCCCCCCCCCCCCCGCACCGCGGCCCCCUCCCCCGGCGCGGCGCGGCUCCGGGGAUCCCUCCGCGCCGGCCCGGCCGGAUCUAUCCGAGGGGCGGGGAUGCCGGCGGAGCCCCUGCGGCGCGGCGGCGGAAGGCUUCCCCUGGCACCGAUGGGACUCUAGAACUCUGGAUUUGCGUGCCGCGGGGCUCCCCCGGCGGGCGGGCAGCAGAGGUGGGGGGCGGGGACUACUUUCUGGCGGCGCAGGGAUCCCGCGAGGGAGAUGGCGUGCCGCCGCUGCGAGCCCGGGCCUCCGGUCGCCAUUACGGCGGCGGAGCCGUGAGGGGGAGGUGGCGGCGCGGUGUGAGCCGCCGGGCGGACGUGGGCAGCGCCGCGGAGCCGCCCUCAGCUUCAGUACUUCCAGCCGGGUCACGUCGGGCUGACGGGAGGUGGGCGGCGGGCGGGGAUGCCGCUCUGCGCCGGCUCCAGGUGGAUGGCGGUGGGACGCGCUGCCUUCUCUCUUCAAACUGCGCGUUUGUUUGUUUAUGUCUGUCUGUCUGUCUGUAUGUAUGUACGUUUUCAGCGCUGGCUCAGAAUACGGUAUCCGCUUCGUGUCAAAACCGCGCAGGUCUUAAGGGUAAAGUGCUGAGAGCUCCUCCAGAGAGAGCCCUGCUCGCAGACGUGGCAGCGGGCACGGCGGGUCUGGGGAUGUGUCAGCAGCCCCCGUUGGUUUCUGCACAAAUACACAUCGUUAUGGCCGUAUUCUCAAUAUAUGCUGAUGGUAUUCAUAACGGUGCGGUCGUAGUUUGAUUUCCCAAGGUGGGGGGGGGAAAAAAAAAGAGCAAAGCGAAAAAGGCAUAGGUUGAAGUUGCUGCUGCCGUGUGCCGCAGUCAAGCCCCCGUUGGCACGCAGCACAGCCUGUGUUCUGCUGUGUCACAUCUCAGCCCUUCCUACCCAGCGCUCCCCAGCAGCUCCCUGCCCGAGCUCUGCCAUCUUUUACCCCUGCUGAGCAGUGUUGGCUGGAGCGGUGCUGUCAUACGGCGAGGUUAGGGAGGAACGAUGGAGCGUUCGGAGCGCUUUACGCGAGGGCUGCAGCGUGGGAUAGGCUGCCACGUCUGCAGGGAGCUGUCUGCUGGUGCUCGUCUGGAAAUCAGCCCAGGGCGGUCGGAUUCUGAACCUGUGAAGAAGGUCUGAUUUAUGGGUGCCUAUGGCAGAAAAAUAGUGUGAAGUUCUGGGAAUACUGUGGUCUUAGAACUGCUUUUGUGAGAGCUUUUGGAAACUGAACAUCAAAAAGGAGAGGGAAAUAAAUCUGUGACUCCUGUCUGCUCACUGUUCUCCCUGUGUCAGACUGCAGUAGGGAGAAAUAGGGAGCCCCUUUGGAACUGUCAGUGUGAAAAACAUAGAAGAAAGCAGAAACCCAAGGAAGAGAAGAAGCCAUGUUCCUCAACAUGCUGUAGCUAUUCUUGGAAGAACCGUGGAGAAUGUGGAAGAACCAAUUACUGCUGAGGAAAAACUAAUGGCAGAAAGGGCUGCCCUGUGCAUUUAAGGACUGAAUUUUGCUGUUCUAGACAUCUUAUUUCUUCAAGACAGUUUCCUUGUGAUUGGCUUGUGAUCUCACUCUGUGUCUGAUUUCCCUUCUUAUCACAGAAAUUUCUGAACUGUUUGCAUAUUCCACCCAAAAUUAACAAAGAAAUCAUAGAACCAUAGAGUCAUUUGGGUUGGAAGGGACCCUUAAAGAUCAUCCAGUCCAGCUCCUCUGCACUGAACAGGGACACCUACAGCUCCAUCAGGUGCCCAGAGUCCCCGCCCAGCCUGACCUUGAGCAUCUCCAGGGAUGGGGCAUCUACCACCUCUGUGGGCAACCUGUGCCAGUGCCUCACCCGCUCACUGUAAAAAACUUCUUCCCUAUAUCCAAUCUGAAUCUCCUCUCUUUUCAUUUGAAACCAUUUCCCCUUGUUCUAUCACCGCAGGCCCUGCUGAAGAGUCUGUCCCCUUCUUUCUUACAGCCCCCCCUUUAGAUACUGAAAGGCUGCUCUCAGGUCUCACCGGAGCCUUCUCUUCUGCAGGCUGAACAGCCCCUGCUCUCAGCCUGUUCUUGUAGGAGAGGUCUUCCAUCCCUUGGACCAGUUUUGUGGCCCUCCUCUGCAGGAAGUGGUGGUUUUGCAGACAACGAAGCUCCUAUGUGCUUUAUGAAUAUGGCUGAAUACCUGCAAGUGCCUCAGCAAUUGAGCAAAAAGUUGCCAUGUCAUCUCCUAUUUUAACAUGCACAGAAGGGCUACUGUAAGGGAAAGCACUCACAAGUACCAGAACCACAGGAAAAUCUCCAACCAGGAUUUGCAGAACUAUUAAAAGUUUGAAAUACUAA